AUGUACAACUAUCUUUGGACUUUAGGGUAUAUUAUUAUCCUGAAUUUUAUUUACGUACUGGUGGCUGUAGUGGCCUGGUACCAUUUAUGGAUUAAAGGACUCGGAGAGAAGAACGUGGCAGGCUUGGACAAAAGGUAACUAUUUUACACCACUCGCAGUCCAUCUAUUCUAUACGAGUUCUUUAAGAAAAUGCUGUCAAAGUUCGACAGAGGCUACUGGUCUGCUCAGUGUGGCUAAGACGCCUAUCUAUAUUUAUUGUUUCAGCGCAAAUUGAUCAGACUAGCCAUUAUUCUCGCCAUAUCGUCUAUGGUCGUUAGUCUUUCAAUCAACUUAUUUGCCUCCACUGAUCAGCAGGAGUGGUUCGAGCGAUCUAGUCUUAACAAUAAACAAAUCUCACCAAUAACUGCCUGGGUUCAUUGCGGACUCGCUCUGCUUUUCAGUCUGCUUACUUUCUACACAGUAUUUGAUUUAAGAGAAGAAGCCAGAGAUUUAUACAGAGAAAAUCAAAAAGAAAAGUGCAAGGUUAAGGAUUACGAGUGGCUCAAAGCAAGAACUCUCCAUGUUAGAGGACUUCUCCCCAAGGACAGAAGAGGAGAUAUGUUGAAAAACGAGUUAAACUUGAUGUUAGAACCAAUCCAAGGCAAGGUCCUAGAUGUGGUAGUUAUUCCCGAUUUCUAACGACUCUUUGACCUGGAAAUUGAAAAGAAGGAUCUAGAUGACUUGCAUCACCUUGUAGCUGCUCACGGCAGUCCAGGUUGCGGUCGCUAAGCCAUCUUCAAAUGCCUGUGGACUCAGAGCAGCUCAGUUUAGGAGAGACAGGUUCAGUUGGAUCAGGAUAUUCAAAACGAAAUUGAGAAGCCUUUCCUUUCAUCAGGUCAUGCCUUCGUUGUCCUCGACAGCGUGAAGAGUCUUAACCACUGUGUACAGCAAUCUAACAUGACUCCCACCUAUGCCUGGAGGCUUGCUAAGGUGUCAGUCAAAGAAAACAUCCAGUAGUUCUUCAGUCAGAAGUUCAAGAGAACCAUGAGCUAGGACAGACAGACGUUCAAUUAGUUUGAAGAUGAGGAUCUAGAAAUAGCUUAGGGAUAUAGAGACAAGGAUCUCACUCUUAUUAUGAGUGAAGCUGGAGAUCCAAUUGAUAUCAUUUGGGGAAACAUGGGUGGCACCAGAGGUGUCUACUUCUUCAGAAAGGUAUUCUUCAACAUUAUUGGACUGUCAAUUGUGUUUUUCCUAUCUACUCCAGCUGCUAUUUACUCAACUCUCAAGAUGAUCUAGUUCUUCAGUUUCUUGGAUAUUACCACUAAAGUUCAGAAUGACUCACUAUGGGGCAGCUUCCUAACUACCUUCUUUCCUCCACUUGUCAUUAUAUUUAUCAACAACAUUUUGCUUUAUAUGAUCUACUACUCAGCUUACUGGGAGAAGAGAGUGACUCACUCAAAGUAUCAAUACUCAAUCUUCAACAAAGCCUAUAUUUAUCUUGCUUUAAACAUGCUUAUCAUUCCAGCUGUGACUAUCACCAGUCAAUCCUCCAUGCUCUAAGUGGUUAAAGCAAACAACUACAACCUUAUUGCUGUUCUAUCGCAGUUCUACUCAACAGACUCUGGAGUCUUCUUCGUUUCAAUGCUGAUCUAGAAUGCUUGUCUAUCUCUUUGCACUAACUUAGUCAGAUCUGGUGAUAUUGGCUCAGCCUUCUUUUCUCCCUGGCUUAGUCACUACAGAAGAAAGUACAUUAAUGAUGCCUAGGUGUGGAGAAGAAGAGAGUUUAUGGUCUUCCAGUAUGGAUUCUACUACGCUCAACACUUAGUCAUAUUUGCUAUAAUUCUAGUAUUUGCCAGCACUGUUCCAAUGACUGCGGUCGGCGGAAUAUUAUUCUUUGGAAUGAGACAUAUCAUUGACAGCUAUAACCUGCUUACUUUGAAUAGAAAAGAAAUUGACUCAUCUUGCAAGGUGUUCCAAAAGAUUCUUCUACAUAUUCAGUUUGCUAUAUUGCUACUUUAACUUUGCUUGAUGUCUUUCUUGUAUCAGAAGGACUUUUUAUCAUGUGCAUGUUUCAUGGCUUUGAUCUUCGCUAUCAGCUCAAUAGUAGUCUUCCUCACCAAUAAAAGCCUCUUCGAUAUUGCCAAGCAGGACCAAUCAAUUUUUAAUGACACAUAAGAGCCCACACCUCUAGAAGAAGAAAUUGGAGGGUCAGUUGACGGAGAAAAUUCAAUGCUCUAUGUACCUCUAAUGAAGUGGAGACAAGAAUACAAUCACCCACUUAUGAUAGGUGCUAAUGCUGACAGAUCAGAAGCCGCUCCUUCAACAAAGGGAGAUGGAGAGUUAAAGAACUUGGAAGAAGUCAAAGCCAAGAAUAACCUUAGUCUGGGCAAAGGAGGGGAUAGGAAUCAAGAUCAAAUGCUUAAAGAGAUGAUAUUCGCUUCAAGUGGAUAAGAAUUCGACAGAAAAUCUGGAAGAUACUCAAAUAAUGGCAGAGUGUCUGGAUCAUAAAGCCAAACUCCAAAUCACAGCAAUAUGAUGCCAACUGACCUGUUUGGAGUGAAUCCAUUUGGUGAUGACAGAGGGUAGGCAGUUCACAAUAAAAAGCAAAGUCUUGGUAGCUAUUCUCAAUACAACAAAUCUGCUAUGGGAGUAUCCACUAAUCACUAAACUAACUACUCUGUCUAAAUGAACAAUAACAAUAUGAACAACUUCACUGAUUGA
Messenger RNA from Stylonychia lemnae, 2700 nucleotides. NCBI's taxonomy places the organism in Eukaryota, Ciliophora, Spirotrichea, Sporadotrichida, Oxytrichidae. The record is from the annotation of a GenBank genome assembly.